Loxodonta africana (African savanna elephant) is the source of this 310-nucleotide messenger RNA. Its product is annotated as large ribosomal subunit protein eL37-like. Gene Ontology annotation, molecular function: structural constituent of ribosome; RNA binding. Gene Ontology annotation, cellular component: cytosolic large ribosomal subunit; ribosome. The transcript has a single exon. Gene Ontology annotation, biological process: translation. NCBI's taxonomy places the organism in Eukaryota, Metazoa, Chordata, Mammalia, Proboscidea, Elephantidae. The coding region runs from base 1 to 294 and encodes 97 amino acids. The record is from RefSeq and is a predicted model, not a curated record.
AUGAUGAAGGGAAUGUCAUGGUUUGGAAAGCAUCGCAAUAAGACACACACAUUGUGCUGUCACUGUGGCUUUAAGGCCUACCACCUUCAAAAGCUGACCUGUGGCAAAUGUGGCUAUAUCGCCAAGUGCAAGAAAAAAUAUAAUUGGAGUACCAAGGCUAAAAGACGAAAUACCACUGGUACUGGUCAAAUGAGACACCUAAAAAUUAUAUACCACAGAUUCAGGGAUGGAUAUUGUGAAGGAACAACACCUAAACCAGAGAGGGCAGGUGUUGCAGCAUCCAGUUCAUCUUAAGGAGUUCAAUGCUUGG